Populus trichocarpa (black cottonwood) is the source of this 1296-nucleotide messenger RNA. RefSeq lists its product as uncharacterized. The coding region runs from base 1 to 1296 and encodes 431 amino acids. The record is from RefSeq and is a predicted model, not a curated record. Lineage: Eukaryota; Viridiplantae; Streptophyta; Magnoliopsida; Malpighiales; Salicaceae. Gene Ontology annotation, molecular function: nucleic acid binding. The transcript is spliced from 7 exons.
AUGGCACGAAAAGGAGUACAGUGCUAUCUAGCACAUAUAGUGGAUGUAGAGAAGGAAGUUUCCCAGUUAGACCAAGUCUCUAUAGUUAGGGAGUUUAUUGAUGUCUUUCCCGACCACUUACCUAGAUUGUCUCCGUAUAGGGAGAUUGAGUGUUGUAUUGAUUUAGUUCCGAGUAUCGAAGCAAUAUCAAUGGCACCAUAUAGAAUGGCGUUUCCGGAAUUGAGGGAGCUAAAGGAGCAACUGCAGGAUUUGUUGGACAAAAAGUUCAUCCGACCGAAUCACAAGAGUUUUAAGUACAACUUUCAACAGAGGGAUCUAAAUCUGAGGCUGAGGCUGAGGAGAUGGAUGGAACCGCUGAAGGAUUAUGAUUGUACCAUACAAUACCAUUUAGGUAGGGCAAAUAUUGUUGCUAAUGCUUUGAGUAGAAAAUCAUCAUGGAGCUUAGCUUUUAUUCAAGAGGUACAAAGACCUCUAAUUAGGGAGCUGCAUGGGUUAGUGGAUGAAGGAGUCAGAUUUGACCUUAGUGAAGCUGGAGCAAUGAUUGCUCACUUUCAGGUUAAGCUAGAUUUGUUUGACAAGAUAAAAAUAACUCAGAAGAAAUAUGAUUCCCUACUCAGGAUCAGAAAUGAGGUAAAGCAGGGUAAGGCUGCAGGUUUUGUGAUUGGUGAUGAUGAUGUGCUGAGUUAUGAGAAUAGACUUUGUGUGUUUGACCUGUCAGAGGGUAAAAGGAGUCAAGAGGGUUAUGAUUCGAUAUGGGUGAUUGUCGAGAGGUUGACAAAAUCAACCCAUUUUUUGCCAGUUAAGAUUACUUAUGGAUAUGCGAAGUUGGUGGAAUUAUUUAUUAGCGAGAUUGUGCAAUUGUAUGAUGGAGUGUCAAUUUCGAUAGUUUCAUAUAGAGGUCCACAAUUUACAUCGUGGUGUUGGGUGAAGUUCAUUGAAGCUAUGGGUACUAAAGUGCAGUUGAGUACAACUUUUCACCCUCAAACAGAUGAAUUUGCUUACAACCACAGUUAUGAGGCUAGUAUAGAGAUGACGCCUUAUGAGGCUUUGUAUGGUCGCAAAUGUAGAUCACUGGUCUAUUGGUUUGAGGUAUCACCGACCAAAGGAGUAUUCAGGUUAGCAUUACCACCGAACUUGUCUGUUAUACAUCCAAUAUUCCAUGUUUCUAUGCUACGGAAGUACAUGUUGGAUCCAUCUCUUGUGUUAGAAAUUCAUCCAGUUGAAUUGAGAGAUGAUAUGAAUUAUGAGGUGCAACCAGAAGCUAUAGUGGACCGACAAGUGAGGAAGCUUAGGUAG